AAACCGUUAAAAAUAUUCAAAAGGCUUACUUUAAAACUUAAUAAUUAGAAAUCACAUACACUUUUCAAGGAUUCAUAGUGUAACGAUUUGUAUAUAUAAAUCUUAAAAACACAACACAUUUCACAAUAAGUUUUUCAAACGGUUUUGAUUCGUUUAUAAGCAUCGAAAUGCUGUUUUUUUAAACUGUCUAAUACUCUAUAACUUAACUACUAACGUACAAAACCAAAUAUACUUUCGUGGACAACUGGUUAGAAAAGUUGUCGGUCCCGUCCACAUUUCCGCUACGUGCACCCCCUCCGCCUCCAAUCCCUCCCAUUUCCAACCACUUGCUUUUCCAGCUGCUUUGAGGUCAGUCACUAUCCGUGAAACUGUCCGGCGAUCAGACCCACGGACGCGAGGAAAGGGUGUAGAAAAUCACGCCAGUCAUUAUGCUGCUCAGUCUGUCCAGAUCCGUCGGCGGGUGACUAAAAGACAGCUUGAAGGACCGGAUUGCCUCUCGCUGGAACAAGCCGUGGACAUUUGCCCAAGGAAAGGGUUACUUGUUUGGGAGGAAACUCUUCCCGUGCGCGCUGUGUUUUGAUCGCACUGACGGCGGAAUUACGUUCGGAAUCGUUGGGAACUCGGAAGAUGAACAUUUGCGGCGUUUGGCUUUUGGGAUUUUUUUAGCCUGAGCAACUUGGAAAAAUCUCUGGGAUGCACUGGCCGCUGUAGGGCGACCUGGAAAUCGGAAAAGCACCCAAACAAACCAGUUUACAAACAUUCUCACAACUGAACUCUUGAUAUUUCGAAUCACUGUUGAAAAUGUCGAAUCUUUCCGUGAAGUUCAAGAAGGAUAAAGAGAUCAUUACAGAGUACGAGACUCAAGUCAAAGAGAUUCGUGCCCAACUGGUGGAACAGCAGAAAUGUCUGGAGCAGCAGACGGACAUGAGGGUCCAGCUCCUUCAGGACCUCCAGGACUUCUUCCGCAAGAAGUCCGAGAUCGAGAUGGAGUACUCACGCAACCUGGAGAAGCUCGCCGAACGCUUCAUGGCCAAGACCAGGAGUACCAAGGACCAUCAGCAAUAUAAGAAAGACCAGAAUCUCCUGUCUCCGGUCAAUUGCUGGUACCUGUUGCUGAACCAGGUUCGACGGGAGAGCAAAGACCAUGCGACACUGAGCGACAUUUACCUGAACAACGUCAUCAUGCGCUUCAUGCAGAUUAGUGAAGACUCCACGCGCCUUCUGAAAAAGAGUAAAGAAAUCACCUUUCAGCUGCAAGAGGAUUUGAUGAAAGUCCUCAACGAGCUCUACACGGUGAUGAAAACCUACCAUAUGUAUCACACGGAGAGCAUCAGUGCCGAGAGCAAACUGAAGGAGGCUGAGAAGCAGGAGGAAAAGCAGAUCGGACGUGUUGGAGAUCCCGUCUUUCACAUCCGAAUAGAGGAAAGACACCAGAGACGGAGCUCUGUGAAGAAGAUUGAGAAGAUGAAGGAGAAGAGGCAGGCCAAGUACUCGGAGAACAAGCUGAAGUCGAUCAAAGCUCGGAACGAAUACCUGCUGACACUCGAAGCCACUAAUGCUUCAAUCUUCAAGUAUUACAUUCACGACUUGUCUGAUUUAAUAGACUGUUGUGAUCUGGGAUAUCAUUCCUCUCUGAACCGGGCUUUGCGGACCUACCUCUCGGCUGAAUAUAACCUGGAGACGUCUCGUCACGAGGGCCUGGACAUCAUUGAGAAUGCGGUGGACAGUCUGGACCUCCGUAGUGACCGCCAGCGCUUCAUGGAAAUGUACCCCACUGCCUUCUGCCCGCCCGUCAAAUUUGAGUUCCAGCCACAUAUGGGAGAUGAGGUUUGUCAGAUCACGGCCCAGCCUCCAGUGCAAGCAGAACUCCUCUUGAGGUUCCAGCAGCUUCAGUCCCGUCUGGCCACUCUAAAGAUCGAGAACGAAGAGAUCAAGAAGACCUCCGAGGCCACUCUCACUACUAUCCAGGACAUGGUGACCAUUGAGGACUAUGACGUGUCCGAAUGUUUCCAUCACAGCCGCUCCACUGAAUCGGUCAAAUCCACUGUGUCGGAAACCUACCUCAGCAAGCCGAGCAUCGCCAAGAGACGCGCCAACCAACAGGAGACAGAGCAGUUCUAUUUUAUGAAGUUCCGCGAGUACCUGGAGGGCAGCAAUCUCAUCACUAAGCUUCAGGCAAAGCAUGAUCUACUGAAGAGGACCAUCGGUGAUGGUUACCGGCCUGAGUAUGCAACUACAAGUCGUGGACGACGGAACUCACACACAAGGCACCAGGACUCUGGACAAGCAAUACCAAGAGUUGUUGAGAGCUGUAUUCGAUUCAUCAACCUGUAUGGCCUUCAGCAUCAAGGAAUAUUCAGAGUGUCUGGAUCUCAAGUUGAAGUCAAUGAUAUCAAGAACUCUUUUGAGAGAGGUAAUGACCCCCUGACAGAUGAAGAGAAUAACCAUGAUAUAAACUCUGUUGCGGGAGUUUUGAAACUCUACUUUCGAGGUUUGGAGAACCCUCUGUUUCCAAAGGAAAGAUUCAGUGAUCUCAUCUCUUGUAUCAGAAUAGACAAUCUGUAUGAGAGGUCACUGUAUAUACGGAAGAUCCUUCUGACUGUACCCAGAUCAGUACUCGUGGUCAUGCGAUAUCUGUUCGCCUUCCUCAACCACUUGUCCCAGUACAGCGAUGAAAAUAUGAUGGACCCCUAUAACCUGGCCAUCUGCUUUGGCCCCACCCUCAUGCCCACUCCAGAAACUCAGGACCAGGUCUCCUGCCAGGCCCAUGUCAAUGAGGUCAUCAAAACCAUCAUCAUCCACCACGAGACCAUCUUUCCUGACGCCAAGGAGCUUGACGGCCCCAUGUACGAGAAGUGUAUGGCAGGCGGAGACUAUUGUGAGAGUCCAUACAGUGAACAUGGAGCUCUUGAGGAGGUUGAUCAGGAUGGAGGAGCAGAGACCCACACCAGUGAGGAUGAGGGGGAGCCCAUUGAAGCCAUUGCAAAAUUUGAUUAUGUGGGCCGUUCUGCACGGGAACUGUCCUUUAAGAAGGGUGCGUCUCUACUGCUGUAUCAGAGAGCGUCGGAUGACUGGUGGGAGGGCAGACACAAUGGCAUAGACGGUCUAGUGCCUCACCAGUACAUCGUUGUACAGGAUAUGGAUGACACGUUCUCUGACACUCUGAGCCAGAAGGCAGACAGCGAGGCCAGCAGUGGACAUGGAGGAGAGGAGAAAUGCUCCAGCAGAGACAUCGGAUCUCCGACAGACAGCAGAUUACCUGAUUCCUACAUCAGCAGCAGGCACAGGAAGAGAAGUGACCCCCCGACCCGCAGGCCUCCAGCUCGCCCCACUGACACCCACUGCUUGGUCCACCCCUCCCAGAGUCACCACGGCAGUCAUGGCAACCCAGAUUUGGGAUCCACAGUGAUGGGCCACUACAGUCCGCGGGAGCUGCUGAGAGGAAGAGGACACAUGCCCAUGGAUAGUCCCGAGAGACGCAGAAGGACUGGCCACGGCAGCCUGACCAACAUCAGCCGGCACGAGUCCAUGAAAAAGAUGGAGAGCCCUCCCAUCCGUAGGUCCACGUCUUCAGGCCAGUACACAAGCUUCUCCGAGCCUCACGGCAAGAGCCUGGAUCCAGAGAGCAUCGCACAGGACAUAGAGGAGACGAUGAACACUGCUCUAAAUGAGCUGAAGGAGCUCGAGCGGCAGAGUUCUGCGAAACACGCCCCUGACGUGGUGCUUGAUACCCUGGAGCAGAUGAAGAACGCUCCCACACCGGCCAGCUCCACCGAGUCCCUGAGCCAACUCCACGGCCUCCUGCUGCGGCCCACCGUCAUGGAGCCGCCCAUGCGCCGCAGCACCAGCUCCUCCAGCGAUACCAUGAGCACCUUCAAGCCUGCCGUGGCCCCACGCAUGGGUGUGCAGCUCAAGCCCCCCGCCCUGCGGCCCAAACCCAUGGUGGCGAUACCCAAGACGGGAGCGGCGCAGCAUCCGGCGGCCCCUCCACAGGAUCCACUGGACAAAUCCUGCACCAUGUGAUUUCGUUGUGGGCCAAACGUUCAGGGACAAAGAGGACCACUGUUGUCAGAGCCAGAUUUAUAGUGGAUUUUAUUGCCAUUGUACAUGGUGACGUGUGGUUCUUCAUUUUUGCAACAUUUCAUUCAGAGAGUGGACUAAAGCAAAUAUACAUAACUAAAGAUAAUAGAAAUACGUUACUGUGGUUAAUGAGGUGAUGGUAGUUAGUGUGUAUACAAUUCCAACACUAUUAUAGGGAUUAUUAAUAAACUAGAGUAACAUCGGUCACUAAGCAUGGUUCUGAGGAAGUGUAGAGUUAGUUAAACAGGUGUUUACUAUUUCAGAGAUUUACAUUUUCUCCCUGUUUGGUCGAUUCCAACGAACUUUUUUUAGAUAUUCUAGACACCUGCAACUAACGGAAAGCAGUUUAUUCGUUUUCAAAUACUGUUUGCAUGCUUGUCUGACACCUUAUUUUUUUCCGCAAUAGUCUGUGUGAAUAGAUUAAGGAGUUGUGACAAUGAUAUUAAAGAAAGCAACAAAUCACUACAGCUUCCUGCGGCAUGUUGUUGGGGUGACUUUUUCUAUAUCGGUAGUUUACAUCCACUAGAAAAACUGCUAAAUGUGAAUAAUACAGAAACUAAGCAGGGUCUUUGGUUUCUCUUGUUUACAGCAUUAGGAUUGUGGGAAAUGUGUCUCUUUACAUCUCAGAGUGAUUUCUAGUCUGGACUCUUUGUGGAAUGUUGACGUUGGAAACGCACUGCCAUAUAAGGGCAUGUGAUGUCACAUCUUCUGCCCGUCCAGAUUGGCUGUCGAUGUUAACGUUUAAGUUGUAUCAGCAAGGCUUUACUUUGAAUAUUAUAUUUUUGAUAGUAAUAUUUGAAUAUAUGCCCAGGGAGUUUGCAUAAACCACAUCCGCUUACGUUGAAGAAACAUUUUCCUAGUUUGUUUUCUUGAUUUCGUAUUUAGAAAUAUAUAUUGUGUAUAUAAAUGUACGUCCACUACACCUUUUUUUUUUUUUUGUCUUUACGUUCAUUACUUUCUCCCAGGAACCAACUGCUCUCUAUAAACAAUAUUUUUGUAGUAUCUAUUUGCUUAAUUAGAUGUAAUCUGUGAAUAGUUAAGUCUAGCUGCCAAAAAAGUAAAGUUCUUCAAGUGCUGCUUAGAGAUCGAUGCGGAUCUUUUCCUUGUCAGCUUAGCUGUCUAAAACGCUCGGCUUGGUUCUACCCUAUAAGCAUGAAUGAAAAUCCUUUUAGUUGUCAUAUGCAAGUACUUUUCUAGAAACUUUUGAGGCAAUAUUUCUUGUUGGUUCACCAAACAAGGGAAUGAUGCCAAUAGCCAUGGACUCAGAGACUGUUACUGCAGUGCUUUCAUGGGAUAGUGCUGUUUCUUAUGUGUGCUUGAGGCCCAUUAACCCUUCGUAUUAAUGUCACAGCACCGCACCCAAAUUAAGUCACGCAAGGUACCCAAAGAUAAAGAGUUAUGUACAGCAUCAGUCACUCCUGUGUAUUUGCACUCCAAAAUUAAAGAUCUGGGAUUUCGUAUAGAGUAUAUCAAUCUGACGUUAUCUGUGCAUUGACAGUCUGACCAUAGCUUAGCGUGUGUGUGUGUGUGUGUGCGUGUAUUUGUACUGUAUUCACUGAUAAUUAUAUAACAGUUAAUUCAUAUUUAGGUAGGAUAUGCUAUGAAAUGUGUUUGGGUGAAAUUGUCUAUCAUUGAACAAAGGGGACAAAUUGUACGUAACUUCAAGAAAAUUAAAAGCAAUGCCUGUUUUUAAACAUGUAAUUAUAAGGAACAUAAUAAAAAGCCUUUUGAUUACCGAUUUAUAUUGAACGAUAUUACAAACAUUUUUUAUUUUCUUUGAUUUUUUUUUUUUUUUUUUUUAAGAGUGUACAUUAUAUGUGAGCCUUGAGAAAUGUUCUCCCUGCAAAACUACACACAGUAGCAGAAUCUCUGUACAUAAUUGCUGUUAUAUCAGUGUGUCCAUGUACAUCUCUGUACUAUGUACUUGUGAAAGUGCCUUUAAAAACUGUUUUAGAGGAACUUCAUCCAAACGUCCUCUGUGCUGUGGCAUUCUUAUUUCAGAUCCAGUAUAAUGAGUUGCUAGGGAUUACGGUAAAUAAAUUAUUACUAACAUUGUUCUGUUUAUUAAGUUGUAAGAAUGAUCAAAUAAUAAAGAUACUGCUUAUCCAUUGUGACAUUGCACUUUUAUGUGAGAUUGUAUAUUUGGCAUGUAACAUCCUAACAAGUUGUAGAGCUCUUGGAGGACUGCUCCGUCUUUCUAAUAAAAAAUAUAGUUUGGUCAGUUCA
This is a messenger RNA of Onychostoma macrolepis, 6306 nucleotides long. RefSeq names its product SLIT-ROBO Rho GTPase activating protein 1a (gene srgap1a). NCBI's taxonomy places the organism in Eukaryota, Metazoa, Chordata, Actinopteri, Cypriniformes, Cyprinidae. Gene Ontology annotation, biological process: signal transduction; negative regulation of cell migration. The record is from RefSeq and is a predicted model, not a curated record. Gene Ontology annotation, molecular function: protein binding. Gene Ontology annotation, cellular component: cytoplasm.